GUGAUCGGAAGGAACCAUUUCCGGUUCUAGCUCUUGGGCUGAAAAGGUAGAUUUCGGUGACAAAUCUUCCAUGACAGGGAAGGGGCGAGUACGGUUCCGGAGUCUGAAGUGAGAAGGUGGAUUGGUGACCCGAUGGUGAGAUGCCGGAAGAAUUACUUCUGCCAUUCGAGUGGAUUAUAAAUGAUCUAGAACUGAAGGCAGGGUGUGCAAAGACUAGAGGUGCUGUCUCCGGAAAAGACCAACAUCUACGGAGACCUUAUGCGUUUAUCUCAUCCAGCACUGAUUUUACGUUUGUUGUGAAGAAUUCUCUUCACUGUGCAUGGACAGAAAGCCAAUGCGUAGGUGUCUCAGCACUCGCCCAGGUGAGACGGGUAUGGAUGUGACGAGCCGUUGCACCCUGGGAGACCCCAACAAGCUGCCAGAGGGGGUUCCUCAGCCAGCCCGCAUGCCUUAUGUCUCAGACAAACAUCCACGGCAGACUCUUGAAGUCAUCAACCUCUUGCGCAAGCACCGAGAGCUCUGCGAUGUUGUGCUUGUGGUUGGUACUAAGAAAAUCUAUGCACAUCGCGUCAUCCUUUCUGCCUGCAGCCCUUACUUUCGGGCCAUGUUCACAGGAGAGUUGGCUGAAAGUCGGCAAACAGAGGUUGUUAUCCGGGAUAUUGAUGAGCGAGCCAUGGAACUACUGAUAGACUUCUCAUACACCUCACAAAUCACGGUAGAAGAAGGCAAUGUACAGACCCUUCUUCCAGCUGCUUGUCUACUUCAACUCGCAGAGAUUCAGGAAGCUUGCUGUGAAUUCUUAAAGAGACAGCUUGAUCCAUCCAAUUGCCUGGGUAUCAGAGCCUUUGCUGAUACACAUUCAUGCCGAGAGUUGCUGAGGAUUGCAGAUAAGUUUACACAGCAUAACUUCCAAGAGGUAAUGGAAAGUGAGGAGUUUAUGCUACUCCCAGCCAAUCAACUGAUAGAUAUAAUUUCCAGCGAUGAACUCAAUGUACGUAGUGAAGAGCAAGUAUUCAAUGCAGUUAUGGCAUGGGUCAAAUACAGCAUUCAGGAGCGUAGACCUCAGUUGCCACAGGUUCUGCAACAUGUCCGUUUGCCGCUGCUGAGUCCAAAAUUUUUAGUUGGGACAGUGGGGUCUGAUCCUUUAAUCAAAAGUGAUGAAGAGUGCAGGGAUCUAGUGGAUGAAGCCAAGAAUUACCUUCUCUUGCCUCAGGAGCGACCUCUUAUGCAAGGUCCCCGGACUAGACCUCGUAAACCCAUCCGCUGCGGAGAAGUGCUGUUUGCAGUGGGAGGUUGGUGUAGUGGAGAUGCCAUUUCAAGUGUAGAGCGCUAUGAUCCUCAAACCAAUGAGUGGCGGAUGGUGGCCUCUAUGAGCAAACGGCGUUGUGGGGUUGGAGUCAGUGUCUUAGAUGACCUACUAUAUGCAGUUGGUGGCCAUGAUGGAUCUUCGUACCUCAACAGUGUUGAAAGGUAUGACCCAAAGACUAAUCAGUGGAGCAGCGAUGUGGCUCCCACCAGCACUUGCCGGACAAGCGUUGGCGUUGCGGUGCUUGGAGGAUAUCUUUAUGCUGUUGGGGGUCAGGAUGGUGUUUCUUGCCUCAAUAUUGUGGAAAGGUACGACCCAAAGGAGAAUAAAUGGACUCGUGUUGCUUCAAUGAGCACCAGAAGACUUGGAGUGGCUGUUGCUGUUCUUGGGGGUUUCCUAUAUGCCGUAGGAGGGUCUGACGGGACAUCUCCUCUCAAUACUGUGGAGCGGUAUAAUCCUCAGGAAAACCGUUGGCACACAAUCGCACCUAUGGGCACACGCCGCAAACACCUAGGCUGUGCCGUGUACCAGGACAUGAUUUAUGCAGUAGGCGGCAGAGAUGACACAACUGAACUCAGCAGUGCAGAGAGGUACAAUCCAAGAACUAACCAGUGGUCACCAGUGGUAGCCAUGACUUCCCGUCGGAGUGGGGUUGGGUUGGCUGUUGUAAACGGACAGCUUAUGGCUGUAGGUGGCUUUGAUGGCACUACCUAUCUAAAGACAAUAGAGGUUUUUGAUCCAGAUGCGAACACUUGGAGGUUGUAUGGUGGCAUGAAUUACCGGCGUCUGGGAGGCGGUGUUGGUGUUAUCAAAAUGACACACUGUGAAUCGCACAUCUGGUAAUCAACCUGAGGGGGAAAAAAAAGAAUCAAGCUUGGCUGAGCCAGUCUUAUGUUCACUCCCUGAGAUUUCCAGCUCCACUAAUGCAAUGCUCCUAAUUGGUCGUUUAACCAAUAACCCACCAAGAAAACCUUUUGAAUUGCUAAUCAUAUUUUAGUUAUAUUCUCUCCUCCUCCACUGAUUAGUGAAAGUAAAUUUUGAGUUUAUUUAUAUUUUUAUAUAAUUAUUUAUCCAAUUUUGUGCAAACACAGCCUUUAUUUGAAGGAAGUCAGAUAUUUUGGGUUUCUUAGUAGGAUGUGUUGCCGUCAUGCUAGACAACCGUUGGUUCUUAGCCAGUCUGUUGUGUAGCUUUCCCUGAAUUAAUCUACAAAAAAACAUUUUAAUCAGAUUUUAUUUGGUAUGAGAGAAAAAUCUGGAGCUGCACUGGUUUUAGGUAAUGAAGAUUUUUCAUCAAGUCUACUUUAAUGGUCAAGGCACCACCAAAUGAAACCUGAAGAUGGAGAAUAGCAUCCUAUAUAAAUUGGCGGAACACAACGUGGAGAUCUGUUCAGGAGUUGGUUCCAUCCGCAUACAGUUAUGUAGCUGCUUACAGUUUGGCAUGUCCUCUUUAAUUAAGCUGUGCGACCUUUGGGUUAUUGGAUACAUUUUUAACAGUAACAUUUAAUGAGUGCAUUCAAGUUGAUUCUUUCUGCCAACAGCCCGCAGCCCCUGCGUUAGGAGUGAAACAAUGGAUACAUACCUGUAAGCUUGCAAAGCAAAGACUUUAAAGACUCUGUCCACCAGGACACAAAUAUUGCAACAGAACCAUUCUGCAAGGAAGGUCUGAUAAUAUCUGAAAUGCCGGCUUUUUAAAAACCUAAUCUGAUGCUGCAGUACAUGCUUUGUAAAGCUAUGUGCACUAAAGUCUAUCCCGAUAUUUCCCUUGUGCCUAUAAAGCCUGCUGCUGCACUGAUUUCUACAUUUUGAAUUCAUCCCUCCAUGAGUUAACUUCUGUGUAAUUUAUGCAUACCAUGGGGGGGAAAAAAACCCAAAAAGGAGACCAUAGAUGUGGUUAGUAUGGAGGAGAACACUUGGACUAACAUUUUGCUACAUUCAUCACUCAGAGAGACUUGGUUAUGCUAUGAAGAAAGACCAAUUGACCACCGGGUGGAAUGAACAGUUGCUUUCUGUUUUUUGUUUUGUUUUGUUUUGUUUUUUUGGGUUUUUUUUUUAAUCCGCAAAAAUGGGCAAGGUAAACACAUUUUAAUGCAGAGGAAUAUUUCAAAGUCAAGUGCCAACAUUAAAGUACCAAGAGUUUAAGGGUUUGGAAUACAGAAGCGGUUGCAUGUGUGUAAUGCUAAUUUGUGACAACUCAAAAAAAAAAAUAUUUUACCCUCUUGACUUGAUAGUAUUUUCUCCCAGUGGUAGAACUCUGUAUUAUUUUAUUAAAUUUAAUUUAUAUACAGAUAAUGAUCUGCCUACAUUUUACACUAGCUUAAGUAAUUUGAGUAUGAAUCUUAAUAAAAGUCUUGUAAAAACGAUGCUGAAAAAAAUGAAUUCUAAUGACAUCUCUCACUGAACAGUAAGACCAUGGUGAUUUGGCAUCUCAAGUGCUAUGGGGCAGUUCUUUGAAUUAUAGCUAUUCUGAAUAGAAUAAAGUUCUUAUUGUGUUGUGUUUUUUUUGUAUACCUGAUAUGUUCAGUAUGGUUAGUUAAAAUAUUCCACAGAAGGUGACAGAAUAGCUUUAAUUGUGGUGUCUCCAUAAUGCCCGAAGCACUUUUAAAAUUAACAAUGCUUUCCUUAUUAACAGUUUCACUGCUGACUUAAGUUGUGGUGCCUCAACAUUAAAAUUUUCACUCCCAUCUUUGUAAAAGUUUAUUAAAUUUAAGGAAACUUAAAGAAACUCUAUAGUGUCAGGGAUACAAACAUGUACUCCUGUCACUAUAAUGGUAAAAUAACAAUUUAGGUUCUGGCCACCUUGAUUUACACACCUUUUUUGCAGUGCUGUGCAGGCCUCCUUGCGGCUCAUCCUGCCCCAAAAUUUGAUGAACCCAGCCAAUCCAAUGCUUUCCCUUAGUGUAGUGGGAGGCUAUUGCACAUGCGAGGCAAAACGCCACCUAGGCAGGAAUGUAAGCACUGCAGGGC
Molecule: messenger RNA, 4270 nt
Organism: Pelobates fuscus (common spadefoot toad)
Lineage: Eukaryota; Metazoa; Chordata; Amphibia; Anura; Pelobatidae
Gene: KLHL20
Product: kelch like family member 20
Exons: 12
Coding region: 320-2149 (609 amino acids)
Molecular function (GO): protein binding
Source: RefSeq, a predicted model, not a curated record